Osmerus eperlanus (European smelt) is the source of this 1640-nucleotide messenger RNA. RefSeq names its product cAMP-responsive element modulator-like. The transcript is spliced from 7 exons. Gene Ontology annotation, cellular component: ATF4-CREB1 transcription factor complex; nucleus. Gene Ontology annotation, biological process: regulation of transcription by RNA polymerase II. The record is from RefSeq and is a predicted model, not a curated record. NCBI's taxonomy places the organism in Eukaryota, Metazoa, Chordata, Actinopteri, Osmeriformes, Osmeridae. The coding region runs from base 190 to 948 and encodes 252 amino acids. Gene Ontology annotation, molecular function: DNA-binding transcription factor activity, RNA polymerase II-specific; RNA polymerase II cis-regulatory region sequence-specific DNA binding.
CACCAGAUAAACUAAAUUUAUCCUUAGAUCGUAGUAGUAGCUGAUAUCUAGUUGGUGGUUUAUGACACUUUGUUUUGUCAGAAUUUUGGUCCUCAAUCUUUUCCCGUUUCAGAUCGCAGCAUCAUUAUAUUACGUAGUUUCUACUGUACAUGUUCGUCGCUUCAGAUUAUCCUUCUGUCAACAGUCAUAAUGGAAAGUCUUGAAGGGCAGAACCACAACAGUGCUUCACAGUGCUCUCUAGUGCAGGUGGCAACUAGAGCUAAAUCAAUUGACAGGGAGUCCAAACAAGACGUUUCAAACCCACAGAAGAGAAGAGAGGUUCCCCCUAGACGAGCUUGCAGAAGAAAUGCCAAUGAUGUGCCGCCAGAGGCAACAGGCAUUCCCCAAAUAGAGCAAGUGAAACCAGAAGCUCCCUGUAAUCUGACUGCAGAGCCCAUGUCAACAACUCUCUACCAGACCAAUCAUGGCCAGUUCAUUGCUUUCACCCCUGGAGGUGCUAUUCAGCUUUCUGAGACUAUGCAGGGUCUGCAGCCUCUGACUAUGACCAACAAUGGACAGUCUGCCACUGUUGUUCAGUACUCUGCACAGUCAGGGGAUAACAGUCAACAAUACUACCACAUGCCGGGCAACAAGGUGAUGGUGCAAGCUGCCACCGGUGACAUGUCGGCCUACCACCUCCAGACUCCCACCUCCAGUCUGCCCCAGGGCGUGGUGAUGGCGGGCUCGCCCGGCCCCACACGCAACCCUCAUCAGCUGGUCGAGGACGCCACGCGCAAGAGGGAGGUCCGUCUCAUGAAGAACCGGGAGGCUGCCAAAGAGUGUCGUCGGAGGAAGAGGGAGUACGUCCGUUGCCUGGAGACGCGUCUCACCAUGCUUGAGGCUGCCAAUAAAAAGCUGAUGGACGAUCUUCAGUACUUCCACGAAGUAUACGGCUCUAAGACAGGUUAGGAGAGCAGGAAAACAGAUGUUAUCUUUUCACACACGUUACUGAACAUUGCUAACAUCAAUGCCUUUGAAAACUUGCCUGUUAAUAACAUUCCUCUGCAAUCGGUUUAGAUUUUCAUGGAUUGAAACACAGCUUCAAGCUUUUUGAAAUGUCAAGUAUUUGUCCCCAAAAUACUAAAUUGUCUGCACGAUUCGGGUUAGAUGACCCAUCAGGGAAAUGACCUCCUGUGGGGGGUUAUGUUACAAUCAGAAGCUGAAGUCCUGACACUAAUGUUUGGUUUAGAUAACUGUGAUAACUUAUAAUACUGAGGCCUCAGCCUACCUUACCUUCGCUGUCAUUAAACAGAGACACCUACUGUACCAGCAGAAAGCCUAACGGCAUUCCUACGAGUCAUUUAAUCUUUUUAAAGAUUGUUGUUUUAUUUAUUGGAUAUUUAUUAGGUUGUUGUCAGUCAUUGUUAUGUACUGUAGCUUUGACUUUGUAUUUACAUUGUGUGCCUUUCUUUGCUUUUUAUCUUCCAAUGAGCCUUGUUGUUGUCUGAAUGUGAAUGAAUGUACUGUAUUUCUAUAAAGCUAAGCACAACUUGAAAAUGCUAAGAACACAGAGAGUUCCUUCACAAAGUGGUUAAUAUGUUUGUUUUGUUGGAUUCAGAUUAAAUUAUACUCUUGUUUCUAUUCAUUUAAACCUGCUUCGA